CAGCGACGUUCAUGUACAGAAUCGAACGCACCCGUGUUUUCCUUCUCGGUGAACCAAUCACAGAGAGCGGUGAUGUAAACAAGGAAGUAGCAAACGAAACUGAGCACGAUUAAAACAAAAUACAGAACACCCUGUACUCGAAUAAGAAAAUGGAUGAAAGACACAAGAAAAUUCUUCAACGCCUAAGGAUCAAUCUGGUGAGAGAUCUGGACCCUUCAAGCCUUUACGACUGCCUUUAUGAGAAAGGAAUUUUCACCCUCGACAUGAUCGAUGAAAUAAAAUGCUCAGGGACCAGACGGGACCAGGCUAGAGAGUUAGUGCGAGACUUAGAGACCCGUGGGAGCCGUGCUUUUCCAUUAUUUCUGGAGUGCCUUCGGGAGACAGGUCAGCUCAGUUUGGCAGAGCUGCUGCAGAAUGGGGCUCCAGCUAUUAAGCUCCAGCCAGCAACACCAACUCAGACUGUUCGUCCUGUUUUACAGCCUCUCCCAAUUACCCCUGCAGUCGAUGUCAACAAACCUAGAAUUGAUGAUAUUCCUGCCAAUCCAACCCAGAGCCCUAAAACAACUCCAACUCCAACUCCAACUCCACCUGCUGAAGGUGAGUUCAUGAGGCCGAGGCUGCCCAGCAGAACUCGACGGGAUAGCCUACAGAGCUAUAAAAUGGAUGCUAGCCCAUGUGGACAUUGCCUCAUCAUAAACAAUGUGGAGUUUGAUCCUCAGAGCGAGCUGAGUAACCGAAAAGGAUCCAACAUAGAUUGUGAUAAACUGGAGAGAAGAUUCAAGGCGCUAAAUUUUAUUGUGGAAGUGAGGACAAAUCUAAAACAAAAGCAAAUCAAACAUGAACUGUCAGCUUUAUCUAAAAAGGACCAUUCGCAGUAUGACUGCUGUGUUGUUAUCAUGCUGUCCCAUGGGACUGAGGUGAGUCACAACCGUUUCCCAGGUGCCGUGUAUGGUGUUGACGGGCAACAUGUCCCAGUCCAGUACAUUACAAACUACCUUAAUGGCCAGCAUUGCCCCUCUUUGCAGGGCAAACCCAAACUUUUCUUUAUCCAAGCUUGUGGAGGAGAUGAAAGAGACACUGGUUUUGAGGUGUCUCCUGAUGAGGUCGAACCAUCCUUCGGUGGAGCAGACGACCAAACUGACGCCAUACCAAUGUCAUCCAGCAGUGACUCUCUGAGCAUGUCUGAUGAAAUAGAUGCCCGAGCUACACUGCCCACUCCGAGUGACAUUUUAGUGUCCUACUCUACUUUCCCUGGUUAUGUAUCAUGGAGAGACACCCAGUCAGGCUCCUGGUACGUAGAGACACUGGACCGUAUUCUUGAGGAAAAUGCUGCCACUGAUGACUUGGUCACAAUGUUGAUGAUGGUAAACCAUGAAGUCUCCCAAAACUCUGCAAAAGGCCUCUACAAGCAAAUGCCUGGUUCUUUCAACUUUCUCCGCAAACUUCUCUACUUUCAGCCCCGACCAUAGCAUCCAGUUCCAACCAAAUACUGACCAGUUUUUCUUUAAGGAAUUAUCAGCCAGUUUUACUGUUUAUUGUGCUUGGCAUUUCUUUUGAAUAAUUCUCAGGGGUGAUGUAGAGGUUAGCAUAUGCUAAUUUCUGGUUUUAUACUGAUGUAAUACCUUACUGUGCAUUUUUUAAUGUUUAACUUUGAUCACGAACUGUGUUUGAUACACUUUUUGGGCUAUUUAUAUGCUUUGAAAUGUGGGUUAUGGAUGUCUUUUUAAGUAUUCUUGUGUCCUGUACAUCUCCGCAGCUUCCAAUCUUUCAUCUUUCAUUGAUAACCCACAUGAACUAUUUUACUGACUUUAUCAAGUUCAGUUAAUUUUGGGAUUUCUCAGCAAAAAUGGGAUUAACAGUUAUUUUAUGUGUGUAGAGGUUAUGUCAAGGAAAUGUUUGACUUGACAAGAGCCACAAAUGAGAGUUAAAAGUGCCCUAGUUUACAGUAAAGUUCAAAUUAGAAUAUAUUUCAGCACAAUCAUGCAUUGAAAUACAACAACAGGAUUCAAACCGCUGACGACAAAUGCCAAGAUUCAUGAUUCAGGAAAAAAAAUUCUUAAAAAUUUGAAAAUUUUUGAAUUUAACGUUAUUUAAUGUUAUAUAUCAGAAACAUUCUGCAGACAAUCAAACAAUAUUUCAGUGGCUGCUUAUGUAAUUUUGCUCUAACUGAACAAAACACUAGUGAAGAGAGAUUAUCCAUUCUCUCUUGGUGUAGAGCUUUGUUUUUGCUGCCCAUCAGUCUGUGUGCUUGACUUGUAUUAAGGGCUAAAUACAGAUAUGGAUCUCUUCUUUCAAUAUGGAAUUAGUAUCUUGUCUUUAUUUCAAACUUAAUUUGUACAAACAAAAAGAGAAAAUAAAGCUGUUUUAUCAUUGUUGACCUGUAUAAAUUAAUAGCAUUGUAGCUUAAACUUUUAGCCCUUGAAAAUUUUUGGAAUAGUUUUAAAACAUCUGUUAAUAAAAGGAGAAAUGCAAACAUAUAAGUGGAACUGACAAAAUUUAACUGUAUGAUGACACACAUCUCAUAAUGUCUAUUCUAAGAGUGAUAACAUUAACACCCUCCCGAAGAUUUUAGACUAAGCAAACAUUUUAUAAAUUAAUCAGGCAGUGCUGCUGCUGCUGACAUCUGUUGUCACAGUUUAUAGGCAUGCCACUUUUACUGUUACAUAUGCUCUCAAAUCUGUCAGCCAUCUAGUAAUGGUUCAUUACAAAUGUUACCUCAAGACAAUUAAGGGCAUGUCUACUGUACUCUGUUAUACCCCAACAUUAAUCUUUCAUGAACACAGCAAUAAGCAGCACAGGGCAAAGUUACAUUAGCAGGGGAAAACUUUCCUUCAACCACAUUCAUGUUGAACAGCACCAACUGGGUAUAAGGGGAUAGAAGGAGAGUAAAGAAAAACUGCAGUAAAAGAAAGAACUCUUCCACAGCAAUGACUAAAUUGCUGUGAUGCAAUAUAUGAUAUGAUGUCAGUCACAGAGGACUUUCUGUAUAUACUGUAUACCACCCUUAUUUUUAGAGCCCUCUCUUGCCACCAGGGGUCUCCAGUAUCAUGAUAAGCUUCUAUGGUGUGGUUUUCUCUCUCCAAAUUAACAUGUUGUAUUAAAUGUUGGUUUAUCUCUAAUAAACUGAUUUGAUCCUAAUCUAAAAAGAAUUAAAAAAACAUUAAAACACUGUCACAUAAAGAUUGUCAUAUUUAAAUGCAUUGACAGUGGUGACAGUGUCAACCAGGAGUAGAGCCAGACAUGUUAAAUAUCUGGAGCUUAGCCCCAAACUUAUGAUGGUCCAGCAGCAUGU
Messenger RNA from Cheilinus undulatus (humphead wrasse), 3292 nucleotides. It is a transcript of the gene casp9, whose product is annotated as caspase 9, apoptosis-related cysteine peptidase. Bases 150 to 1469 code for a protein of 439 amino acids. The record is from RefSeq and is a predicted model, not a curated record. Gene Ontology annotation, biological process: apoptotic process; proteolysis; intrinsic apoptotic signaling pathway in response to DNA damage. The transcript has 11 exons. Gene Ontology annotation, cellular component: cytoplasm. Lineage: Eukaryota; Metazoa; Chordata; Actinopteri; Labriformes; Labridae.